Solea senegalensis (Senegalese sole) is the source of this 2184-nucleotide messenger RNA. RefSeq names its product olfactory receptor class A-like protein 1. Gene Ontology annotation, molecular function: pheromone receptor activity. The transcript has 3 exons. Gene Ontology annotation, biological process: G protein-coupled receptor signaling pathway. The record is from RefSeq and is a predicted model, not a curated record. NCBI's taxonomy places the organism in Eukaryota, Metazoa, Chordata, Actinopteri, Pleuronectiformes, Soleidae. Gene Ontology annotation, cellular component: membrane. The coding region runs from base 503 to 1459 and encodes 318 amino acids.
AUUACCCACUUGGCCUCCACUACUUGGGCGGUCUUGUGUCUCCUCCAAGCUUGGUUCCUGCCUGAGGGUUCUGCUCAGUAUCUCAGCUGUUCAUGUUGUUCGUGGAAUCUGUUGGAGUCAUUCUCCCAGUUAACGAGUGACAGCAACAAGUGCUUCCACCACGGUGACGGAAGCAGCCUUUAUAUUUCUAUUUUUUUUAUAUGUGGCCCGCAGCUUUAAUUUUUGAGCAAGAAAAGUUGAGAGGGCCAAGUAAACAUGCACCAGUGCCACUGUAACCUUAUUUUUUCUGUAUGAAACCCAGUGAGGGCACAGAAGCAGUCAACUGGAUUGAUCUCAAUUAAUUGGAGGCUGAGGGAAGUGAAGUCAAUGGACCAUACAACAUAAACUUCUUCGAAAGUAAGAAAGGAGAGUAUUUCAGGAGAGAGCGAUCAGAGACAGGGUCCACUCCAAACCUUGCCUGCUUGACUGAUCGUAGAAAAAGAAGCACUGUCCUAUCAGGAAUAUGCCAUCACAUAAGUUCGUUCGUGGGAUGCUCUAUCUGUCCCUCACUGUGGUCGGAGUCCCAGGUAACACUGCUGUCAUCCUGGCAUUCCUCCUGAUGCUGUACCAGGAGAAACGGCUCCUCCCAGCCGAUGCCAUUGUCCUGCAUCUGGCCUGUUCAAACCUGCUGGUGGUGGCUAUUCGCUGUCUGCUGGAAACCCUUGCCUCCUUCCAUGUGGCCGAUAUCUUUGAUGACAUCAGCUGCAAAUCAGUGAUUUUUGUCUACAGAACCUCCCGCUCCCUCUCUAUCUGGCUCACCUUCGUCCUGAGUGCCUACCAGUGUCUGAGCAUUGCCCCUCCAGGAUCACGCUGGGCCUCCAUGCGUCACUUGAUGGGCAAGUAUUUGGGGGUUGUGUUCUUCCUCCUCUGGCUCAUCAACACCUGCAUGAGCUCAGCACCUGUACUCCUCUCUGGCAGACUGAAUAACUCCACCACAUUAAACUUUGGCAUUAAUGUGCAAUUCUGCUAUGUGAACUUCCCCUCAAAGCUGGCCAAAGAGGCCAAUGGGGCGGCUCAGGUGGGCAGAGACGUGGUGCCCAUGGCUCUUAUGGCCCUAGCCAGUCUGAUCAUCCUGGUCUUUCUCUACAAGCACAGCCGGCAGGUGAAAGGCCUCCGCAGCAGCAGUGGUGGAGGUGGUGGAGGUGGAGGGGCAGAACAACGAGCUGCUAAAGCUGUGGUAGCACUUGUGACCUUGUACGUGGUCCUCUAUGGGGUAGACAAUGGGCUAUGGGUGUACACUCUCACUGUGAGAAAAACCAUGACCACCUCACUGAUCUCUGACCUGCGUAUAUUCUUCUCCUCACUCUAUGCAGCACUAAGCCCUGUGGUGAUCAUUGCAUCGAACAGAAAGGUGAACAGCAGACUGAGGUGUUCAAUGCAGGAGAAACACGUUCAAGAGAAAGCCACAUCUGUGAUGUGAAGCCUAUUGAUCACUUAAAGGGGAAGCAAAGAUGAUGUGGGCUAAGGUUUACUUGAGUCUGGGUCAUGUGACGGUCAUUCUGUUUUUGUUAUAUACUGCACCAAUUAUGUUUUGUGAUCACAGUUGCAGGAGAGACUCUUCUUUCAUCUGUAAUGUGGCUCAAAACAAUUACGCUUUUUUAAAUUAUGUUUAUUUAAACAUUUUAUUCACAAGACUUUGUGACCUGGAGGCAAACAUGUUGCCUCAUUAAGGAGAAAGCCUUGUCCGUAUGAAUCUAUGCUUAUCUGGCACCAUCUUGCUUUGUUUUGUUCAUAUGUUGUGUUACCUCCAUAUUAAGUCGGUGGCAGAAGUGGGUGACUCAGGACUCAACGCAGCUGUCAAAUGAUUUCCAGCUGCCUAUUCAGCUAUAAUUAAGGCUUUGAAAGAAUUGUAGCAAUGUCCCCUCACUGAUGUCGAAGCCUAAUGUGGAAACUAAAUUCUUCAAGGAAAACAUUGUUGUUUCUUAAUUACUGAUGCAGAAAAGUAUGUUCAAGGACAAAUCUUUUGUCACAGAGCAACAUAUCACAUUUUAUUUAAAAGUAUGGUCAAGGCAAAGCGAUAACAUUGUUACAGAAGCCCCCUCCUUACAGAUGAGACAUUGUGUGCAUGUCCAAAUUCAACUGAUGCUGGACUGGAAAUAAGUCUUUACACCAGGGGUUGCUCCCACAAUAAAUGUUUAACUACUA